CAGAGAGAAAUUGGAAGCACGAAUGAGCGUCAAUUGAGGCAUGCGCAAUUGCCAAAACACGUGACUGCAGCGACCACGAUGUUGGCGAAAAUGGCGGCAUUUGCAGGAAAAAGUUUUCACGAAAUGAACAGUCUUAUUUCGCGUUUUUUGUGGCUUUUUUCUUCAGCUAUGUAACAGAAGAAGAACUUAGAAGAAAGCGAAGUAUUUUUCUGAAAAAAUGAUGUACGUUGAUCCGACCUCGCAGUACAAAUUCGUCGCAAAAACCGCGGCAAAUCUGCCAGGUCUUGAAGCGUCAUCGACGAUUACAAAUAUUGCAAACGAUGCUGCAACGGUCCCCACAACCGAGAGCACUUCUCCGACUACCGUUCAGGCACCACCUAAUACUGCUACACACUUUCAAGCACCAGAGCAUGCCCAAAAACAGGCAGUUCUGCUCCAAAACGCUGGCGUUGUUGGUACAGUACAAUCUGGUCAAAUUCCCCCAGCAGCAGCAGCACAAUUGGCACAAGGUGUCGCCGCUGGGAUACCUGGACAAGGUCUAACCUAUGAUGGGAAAAGGAUGAGAAAAACUAUGCAAAGAAGAACGGUUGAUUAUAAUUCAUCAGUCAUCCGAUUCUUAGAGAGUAGAAAAUGGUUCAAGAGCUCACGAAAUCAGCAUACUUUGCAACCUCAAGAAAUAUACAAUGUUGAUAUUGUACCACCCUGUGGUUACAUCAAGAAUCCAAUGAAUGCUGUCACAACCAAGUUUGUACGGACCUCUACAAAUAAACUACGUUGCCCCAUAUUUUGCGUUGUGUGGACCCCAGAAGGGCGUCGCUUAGUCACAGGCGCAUCUAGUGGAGAAUUCACGUUAUGGAAUGGACUAACAUUUAACUUUGAGACAAUUUUACAGGCUCAUGAUCGAGCUGUACGCUCCAUGGUAUGGAGUAAUAACGACCUAUGGUUAUUGACUGGUGACCAUGGUGGUUUUGUGAAAUAUUGGCAGUCAAAUAUGAACAAUGUUAAGAUGUACGAAGCACAUAAAGAACCUGUUCGAGGACUAAGUUUUUCUCCGUCCGACAACAAAUUUGCGUCGUGUUCCGACGAUGGUCUGGUGAAAGUCUGGGACUUUUACAGAUGUAUUGAAGAGCGAGAGUUGAAAGGUCAUGGCGCGGAUGUAAAAUGUGUUGAUUGGCAUCCAACAAAAGGUCUUAUCGUUUCUGGUAGUAAAGACAGUCAACAACCAGUUAAACUCUGGGAUCCUAAAACUGGAAAUAGUAUAACUACACUGCAUUGUCAUAAAAGUACAGUGAUGACAGCAAAAUGGAACAAAAACGGAAAUUGGUUGGUAACUGGUUCAAGGGACCAUCUGCUGAAGUUAUUCGAUAUCCGUAUGAUGAAAGAACUACAGACAUUCCGUGGACAUAAGAAAGAAGCGACAGUGGUUGCUUGGCAUCCUGUUCAUGAAACGCUGUUUGCGAGUGGAGGGUCAGAUGGCUCGCUCAUGUUUUGGUUGACUGGUGUCGAUGAGAAAGCAGGGACCAUGGACAAAGCCCAUGAAGGCAUUGUUUGGAGUCUCUCGUGGCAUCCUCUUGGGCACAUACUAUGCUCGGGAUCUAACGAUCAUACAAGCAAAUUUUGGGCAAGAAAUCGUCCGGGUGACACGAUGAUCGAUAAAUAUAACCUGGACAUUCAAGGAAGUCAGGAGGAUGGAGAUUUUACGAGCGAGGAGGGAACAUCUCACGCAUCUGUACCAGCGCUUGCGGCGUAUGAUGCAAGUCAAGUCAUUCCAGGAGUUGGACUUCCUGUCACAGCUAGCAAUGUUGUUCUCCCUGACUCCAGAGAUGUUGAUGCACAUUUGUAUGGAGAAUCCGGUAAAGAUAAGAUGGCGGUUGGUAAACCAUCAACGGCGACUUCAUCAGAACUCCCGUAUCCACCAGCUUUCUCUCGUUCUAACUUUGAAAAUCGUUUUGGUAUCCCGGGCCUUGAUAUGCCAAACGCAAAUAUCCAAAUUAAACAAGAAAAUGACGGGUACAAAAUUUCAAACCUUCGGGAACCACCUAAACUUCGUUUGCCCACGCGUCUUCCGAUUCCGCCAAAUCAGAGCCACUAUCCACCUUCAGGGAUUCGCCCACCUCUUACAAACCAUCCAGGUAACCAUCCACCAUUUGGACCCAGACAUGGAUUUGAUUUUCGCGGACCAUCCGGGCCGAGAAUUGGAGAUCCAAAUGCAAAUUUUGGACCAGCGGGUUCAUUCCCGCCAAACCAAUAUGCGCGUUUCCCUGGUCCACGUGGUGGCAUGCAUGAAGGGCCAAGAGGUGGUUUUGGAGCCCAAAGAGGGCCGCACCCUGGGCCAUGGAGUGGACCGCAUCAUGCAUCACGUGGAGGCCCGUUUGAACCUUACGGACCCCAAGGGGGACCGAACCCCCAGAACAAACCCCCUAAUAACUAUGGGCAUAGAGAUGGACAACAUGAAGGGCCACGGCCACAUGGAGAUCCAUCCAGUCCCCAUGUACGUCCAGAUGGCCCUUAUGGUGUCCCAAGGUCUCACGACAUCUCUAUCAGUCAGUAUGGACCUCAUGGAGGAACCCAAUCACGGGGAGCCCCAAACAGUUCUAACAUGCGUUCAGAGGACUCCCAUGGAGGACCAAAGCCGCCCUUGAAUAUUCCUGGUCGGCACGAUGGUCCGCAAGGAGAGCCACAUGGACUGUCAGCUGAUUCCAAUGCACGUGCAGAUCACCCGCAUGAAGGCCAAAGACCAGGGCGACGUGGUCCCAACGUGCGUUCAGAGGAGCGUCAUUAUGGAGCGUCAAGGCAAAACGAUUCUGCUCCAGACGGCAUAAAAGAAGAGCCACGAAGAGAUAGCACAUCAGGGGGCUCAAGACCAAGAGACGAUUCACACGAUGGAUCGCAUGAAGGACAGCAUGAAACACCACAUGGAGGAUCAAGAUCAACCGAUUUCCCCCCAGGACAACAUGGACCAAGAGACGGGCCACGUGGAGGCCCGAGACCCCCUCUGAACAUCCCGCCUACGAACUUCUCUACGUCAAGCCAACAUGGACCAAGAGACGGUACACGGGAUGGGCCACGACCACGAGGACUCCAGAACGAUUCCAGUAUACGUCCCGAUGGCCCCCGUGGAGACCCCAGGCCACCCCUAAAUAUACCUCUUGGUCCUUCGAGCCCACGAGAUAGCUCGAACUUUGGACCUCGAACGGUAAACAACGACACAGGUCGUUCGUUUGGACCGCGCGGUUCUAGACCUCCGCAUUUUCAAAAGCCACGUCCGGGUCAACCGAAAGCGGAGCUGAAAUCACCAGAAGGUGAUCAUCGUGGAGCCUCAGAAGCGAGGGAAAGUUUCUUGAGAAGAAGUCGUGACAAUUCACCACGAGAUAGUCCUCCAGUGAAGCAAGAGCGCCGCACCUCUGACCCGGACGCACCUGGAAUCCUAGGUGAUUUUCAAACACACAUCCAAGAAUUGCAACGCGGUAUGUUAACGUUGGAGAACAUUACAAGCUCUGCAGUUGGGCGUCUCUUUCGACCCCCACAGCCGGACAUGGCUGGUCCGGAUCGACCACCUCAUGGUAGAUCCGAUAUGGACCGGCAUCACGGUCCUGAUUCAGGCCGUGGCAUUGGAAGAAAAGGGGAUCGUGAUAGAUCCGAAGCGGACCGACGUGGAGACCGACCGCCGUAUGAGUCGCGUGAUAGACAAGACCGUUCGUCACGAGAUCGCCCAGGGGACAGUGACCGCCCACCCUUCGACAGGUCAGAAAUGGGCCUAAAAGAAGAACGUUCUUCUCAUGAUAGAUCAGACAUGAGCCGCCCUAAAGAUCGGCCAUCAUUUGAGGGUUUUUCAGGGGAUCGUCCUUCGAGAAGUGGUGGUCGCAACUCGUUCGACCGUCAGGACUCUGGGCGACAAUCAGAUGGUUCGUUUUCAGAUGAAAAGGAUCUGCCCGUUAAUGAAAAACCUGGACUAUUACCAAUACCUGACAUGUUUCUUGCCCGAGGUCCGCCAUCUCAUGACGGUCCCCCACAUGACUCUGGAUCGAGCAAUCACCGUCCACCUGAUAGAAGACGAGAUCAUGGUCGAUUUCAGGACGGCCGGAAUGAUAUACGUUCCGAUAAACAAGGAUUUGGUAGAGGACCCCGAGAUCAACCCCACACCGAAACGAUACAAGGAAAAUCCGGAGGAGGUCGUAAUGAUGGGCCACAGGCUGCAGGGGAAACCGGAAUUAAACCUCUUAUGAGUCUAUUGGAUGCUCCCCCUGUAAAUCUCGGUAGCCCCCCAGGGCACGGUAAUGUUGAAAACCGGGGAAGGAAGCGGUCAAUGGAACAUGAAUUUGACCGACCACCUAAACGGAUGGGAACAGGUGACAACCGAGAGAGACAUCGGUAGAGCAAGAAAAUUGGUCAAGACUGUGACACUGAAUACUUUCAAAAAUACCACAACGUUGUACUCGAGUGGUCAAAGAACGCUGAUGAUGUCGUUUAAGAUCUGCGUCGUAAACACAAAACUACGGUCCACUCGGUGAUUAAAACAACGAACAAUCGACCUAGUCAGUAAAUGUUCAUUGUAAAAAUAGUUUGGUUAAGCUACUGAUAAUUUUGUUCUUGCAGAUUUUGAAUCAGAGUAAACUAAUUUAUGGUUUUUUAUUAAACCAAUUCUCACAAAUUUAGUGUCUCACGAGUCUUGUGAAUUGACACGCAAAUAGAAAAAGAUACUACACGCAACUACUGC
Messenger RNA from Dendronephthya gigantea, 4717 nucleotides. RefSeq names its product pre-mRNA 3' end processing protein WDR33-like. The coding region runs from base 218 to 4375 and encodes 1385 amino acids. The transcript has 14 exons. Gene Ontology annotation, molecular function: protein binding. The record is from RefSeq and is a predicted model, not a curated record. NCBI's taxonomy places the organism in Eukaryota, Metazoa, Cnidaria, Anthozoa, Malacalcyonacea, Nephtheidae. Gene Ontology annotation, cellular component: mRNA cleavage and polyadenylation specificity factor complex.